This is a messenger RNA of Trichomycterus rosablanca, 2528 nucleotides long. It is a transcript of the gene brap, whose product is annotated as BRCA1 associated protein. Gene Ontology annotation, cellular component: cytoplasm. Gene Ontology annotation, molecular function: nucleic acid binding; zinc ion binding; ubiquitin protein ligase activity. Gene Ontology annotation, biological process: protein ubiquitination; Ras protein signal transduction. Lineage: Eukaryota; Metazoa; Chordata; Actinopteri; Siluriformes; Trichomycteridae. The record is from RefSeq and is a predicted model, not a curated record. The coding region runs from base 35 to 1774 and encodes 579 amino acids. The transcript is spliced from 12 exons.
GGUUAGCUAGCAGUAGUUAUUUACACUGGAACACAUGAGCGUGUCACUGGUGGUGAUCCGUCUGGAACUAGCGGACCAGUCUCUUCAACCAGAAGCAUUUCAUUACAGUGCAGAUGAGAUGUCUGAAGAGGAGACACGAGAAAAAGCCUUGGCCUCAGCCAAAACAGCACUGGGGGGCAUGUCUGAAUUGGAAAAGUCUGCCAUUCUCCAUCAGCAUAUUGGCAGCCGGGCCAUGUCAGACAUGGUAAUUGAGACCCUUGUGCCGAGCCCAGAACAGAAAAGCAGCAGUAGUGAUAAGGAAGAUAAGGAAGAAGCUGAUGCAGUCACAGUAGCCGAUACGCCCUCCAAACCGCUUCCGGAUCAAAUCUCCUUCUUCAGUGGCAACCCAUCCGUGGAGAUCAUCCAUGGCAUCAUGCACCUUUACAAAACAAACAAAAUGACGUCGCUGACUGAGGACGUGCGACGCAGCGCCAUGCUGUGUGUGCUCAGUGUUCCGACCACAAUGACGAGCCAUGACCUGAUGAAGUUUGUGGCACCUUACAAUGAUGUCAUGGAGCAUAUGAAGAUCAUUCGGGACUCCACGCCCAACCAGUACAUGGUACUCAUCAAGUUCGGCACUCAGGCUGAUGCUGACAGCUUUUAUACAACCUGCAAUGGCCGGCAGUUCAAUUCCAUUGAAGAUGCUGUGUGUCAGCUGGUAUACGUAGAGAGAGCUGAAGUAAUCAAGUCAGAAGAGGGGGCAAGCUUACCAGUAAUGGACCUGACUGAGCUGCCCAAGUGCACGGUGUGUCUGGAGCGUAUGGAUGAGUCGGUAAACGGUGUUCUGACCACCCUGUGCAACCACAGUUUCCACAGCCAGUGCCUGCAGCGCUGGGAGGAUGCCUCGUGCCCCGUGUGUAGAUACUGUCAGACCCCUGAGCCUGUGGAGGAGAAUAAAUGCUUCGAAUGUGGUGUGCAAGAGAAUCUGUGGAUCUGCCUGAUUUGUGGCCACAUCGGCUGUGGUCGUUAUGUCAGCCGCCACGCUUACAAGCACUUUGAGGAGACACAGCACACCUAUGCCAUGCAGCUUACCAACCAACGCGUCUGGGACUAUGCAGGGGAUAACUAUGUGCAUCGGCUGGUGGCCUGCAAGACGGAUGGCAAAAUGGUGCAGUAUGAGUGCGAGGGUGACACCUGUCAGGAGGAGAAGAUUGAUGCUCUACAACUUGAGUACUCCUAUUUGCUGACCAGUCAACUGGAAUCACAACGCAUCUACUGGGAAAAUAAAAUAGUCCACCUUGAAAAAGAAACAGCAGAAGAGAUCAAUAAUAUGAAAGCCAAAUUCAAGGAGACCAUCGAGAAGUGUGACAACUUGGAGCUCAAACUGAACGAGUUAACCAAAGAGAAACAAUCCAUGGAGAAAAAAUGUACGCAACUGAACAACAAGGUGACCAAACUUGGGCAGGAGCUGAGAGAGGAGCAGGAGAUGAACCGGUGCCUGAGAGCCAAUCAGGUGCAGCUCCAGACCAGCCUGCAGGAGGAGGAGAGGCGUGGCCACGAGGCCGCAGCAGGCAAGGAGGUGCAGAUCGCCGAGCUCCAGGAGCAGCUGCGUGAUGUCAUGUUCUACCUGGAGACGCAGCAGCAGAUCAGCCGCAUGCCUGCCGAGACCCGCCAGGAAAUCCAGGAGGGACAGAUCAACAUCGCCUCGACACCUACGGCACCAGCGCCAGGUCCCUCUGCCCACGGCUCUGGCAAGUCGGGCAACAGAAAGGGUCGGGCCAAGAGAGGGAAGUAGGCUGUCAGUGAACCGGGCUGGGACAUAUCCAUAUUGGGCUUUGAAAAGCUUCAGCAUGAGACUUCUGCAGGCCGCAUAAGCUUUUUGGGUUCUAAGGGAUUUCGAUUCCAGUCCUGAAGGUCUAAUGCACUGCAAAGUUUCAAGUUUAGGUUUGAUCCAACCACAAUAGACUUAGUAAUAAUCAAAACUGAUCCAAGUUUGACCUGGUGUAUUUGGGAGCGGGGGUUGAAAGCUUUGCAUGGCAGUGGGCAUUCAGGACUGGAGUUAGGAGGCCCUGCUACUUGUGGUUUGUAUUGUUGAGAAAGGCGCAUGGUAUAAAAGGUUUAAUGAAAGCACAUGAACCCUUUACACGAGGGGAACGUUAUUGUCCCAAUUGCCCUGUGCUUUCUGACCACAUUUGCUAGUUGCACAACACUUUCGCUGGCCACAGAGGCUAGCACACGCAUCAACGGAUAUUUUUGCGUAUGACAAAUUAUGCUAUUUGUGUUCCCCCGUUGCUUGUGCCAAUGCCUUAAACAGACAGUAGGAGUCACUGUUGCACAGCCAUCCUUCCCUUAGACACGGGUUGUCUGUUAAUAACCCUGGUAAUUAAUAAAUGUUGUAAAUUAUUCUAUUUGUGCAUUUUUUCCCUUUACUCAUAUCCAAUGACCCUGCUUAUACACCAAUUAGGCAUAACAUUAUGACCACCUCCUUGUUUCUACACUCACUGUCCAUCUGUUCAUCUUUCAUUCUGUUCUUCAAUGGUCAGGACCCC